Molecule: messenger RNA, 3230 nt
Organism: Bombus huntii
Lineage: Eukaryota; Metazoa; Arthropoda; Insecta; Hymenoptera; Apidae
Gene: Tnpo
Product: transportin-1
Exons: 15
Coding region: 144-2945 (933 amino acids)
Biological process (GO): protein import into nucleus
Cellular component (GO): nucleus; cytoplasm
Molecular function (GO): nuclear import signal receptor activity; small GTPase binding
Source: RefSeq, a predicted model, not a curated record
GGAUGAAUUAACCGAAAAUGGAAUAUCGUUACGAAACGAUGUUAAAUAUCCACCUAAUUAUCCUGAACAAUUAAUCGCGGGCCUGACAGUACAACCUAGAGAAAAUUAACUAAAGAAUUCUGGUGUGACAGGCCGGUAUCUUAAUGCUUUCGUGGCGUGAUGGUGGGGGCAACCGUGGGGAGCUUCCGUUUAUCUGUGAGGUCAGAGAAGGCUGGCUGCGUUCAGUGGUGCUGUUGAAAAACACGAUGAAAAUGGCGUGGCAACCGCAAGAGGAAGGACUUCGGCAAAUCUUGACGCUCCUCAAGGAGUCUCAAAGCCCGGAUACGGCUACUCAACGAGCUGUACAAGAAAAAUUGGAAGAAUUAAACAAAUUUCCAGACUUCAACAAUUACCUUAUUUUUGUUUUAACAAAACUCACAUCAGAGGAUGAACCUACGAGGUCUUUAAGUGGACUGAUUUUGAAAAAUAACGUUAAAGCUCAUUUUUAUAAGUUUUUACCAGAGGUUACAAAUUUCAUCAAACAAGAAUGUUUAUCUGCAGUUGGAGAUUCAUCACCUCUGAUUCGUGCAACUGUUGGUAUUUUAAUAACUACCAUUGCAUCCAAAGGUGAAUUAACUAGAUGGCCGGAAUUGUUACCUGCACUUUGUCAAAUGUUAGACUCACAAGACUAUAAUGUUUGUGAGGGUGCAUUUGGUGCUCUUCAAAAGAUCUGUGAAGAUUCUGCAGAAAUUUUAGAUUCUGAUGCACUUAAUCGACCAUUAAAUGUUUUAAUCCCAAAGUUCCUGCAAUUUUUUAGACAUUCAAGCCCUAAAAUUAGAUCACAUGCUACUGCCUGUGUUAAUCAGUUUAUUGUUAAUCGUACACAGGCUUUGAUGAUUCAUAUAGAUAGCUUCCUGGAAAAUCUCUUCCAUUUAGCUAAUGAUGAUGAUCCAGAAGUCAGAAAGAACGUAUGCAGGGCUCUGGUUAUGUUGCUUGAAGUUCGAAUGGAUAGAUUAAUACCACAUAUGCAUAACAUAAUAGAAUAUAUGUUAAUGAGGACGCAAGAUCUUGAUGAGGGAGUCGCUUUAGAAGCUUGUGAAUUUUGGCUUUCAUUAGCUGAGCAACCAAUAUGUAAAGAAGCACUUGCACCACAUUUACCUCGUUUAGUACCUGUAUUGGUAAGGGGUAUGAAAUACUCAGACAUUGAUAUAAUACUUCUAAAGGGGGAUGUGGAAGAAGAUGAAAUGAUCCCAGAUAGAGAAGAAGAUAUCAGACCAAGAUUUCCCAAGUCAAAAACACACCAUUCACAUCAUGGUAAUAUGAACAAGCACUCAAACGAAAACGGAGGUUGUGAUGAAGAAGACACAGAUGCUGAAGAUGGAUGUGAUGACGAUACGUCACUUAGUGACUGGAAUUUAAGAAAAUGUUCUGCUGCUGCUUUAGAUAUGUUGGCAAACGUAUUUAGAGAAGAAUUAUUACCAGUUCUAGUACCAAUUUUGAAAGAAACGCUUUUCCAUCAAGAUUGGGUAAUCAAAGAGUCUGGAAUAUUAGCACUGGGAGCUAUAGCAGAAGGUUGUAUGAGUGGAAUGAUUCCACAUUUAUCAGAAUUAAUUCCAUAUUUAAUUAGUUGCUUAAGCGACAAAAAAGCACUAGUACGCGCUAUUACUUGCUGGACAUUAAGUCGUUACGCACAUUGGGUUUGUGCGCAACCACACGAUACACAUUUGAAACCUUUAAUGACUGAAUUACUGAAACGAGUACUUGAUGGCAAUAAACGUGUCCAGGAAGCAGCAUGUUCUGCUUUUGCAACGUUAGAAGAGGAAGCAUGUACAGAACUAGUCCCUUAUCUUGGAUUUAUUCUUGAAACGCUUGUUUUUGCUUUUGGCAAAUAUCAACAUAAAAAUCUUUUAAUAUUGUACGAUGCAAUUGGUACACUUGCUGAUUCAGUAGGACAUCAUCUUAAUAAACCAGAUUACAUUAACCUUCUUAUGCCACCACUUAUUAAUAAGUGGAAUGUGUUAAAAGAUGAAGACAAAGACCUUUUCCCAUUAUUAGAAUGCCUUUCUUCAAUUGCGACUGCUUUACGAUCUGGUUUCCUUCCUUAUUGCGAACCCGUGUAUAGGCGGUGUGUAUCCCUCGUAGAGCAGACGCUAAAUCAACACAUAGCAAAUACACAGAGUCCAGAACAAUUUGAGGCCCCUGAUAAAGAUUUUAUGAUUGUUGCAUUAGACCUUCUUAGUGGCUUAGCAGAAGGGUUGGAUUGUCAUAUGGAACGCUUAGUAAUGAACAGUAAUGUAAUGCAACUGCUGUAUCAGUGUAUGCAAGAUGUUAUGCCUGAAGUUAGACAAAGCAGUUUUGCCUUAUUAGGGGACCUUACAAAGGCCUGUUUCCAACAUGUUCUACCGUGCAUACCGGAAUUUAUGCCUAUACUUGGACAGAAUUUAAAUCCUGAGUUUAUAUCUGUAUGUAAUAAUGCAACAUGGACUAUCGGUGAAAUAGCUAUAAAACUCGGUUCUGAUACAAGUGCAUAUAUUCCAUUAAUUUUGACCCAGCUUAUCGAUAUAAUCAACAGACCGAAUACGCCGAAAACGCUGUUAGAAAAUACAGCCAUAACGAUCGGUCGCCUAGGUUAUGUGUGUCCCCACGACGUCGCCCCCAUGUUACAGCAGUUUGUCCGACAGUGGUGUACCUCUUUGAGAAGCAUAAGAGAUAAUGAAGAAAAGGAUUCAGCAUUUAGAGGUAUGUGCCAGAUGAUUACAGUAAAUCCUGCGGGAGUUGUACAAGAUUUCAUCUUUUUCUGUGAUGCUGUUGCAUCUUGGAUGACGCCUAGAGAAGAUCUUAAGGACAUGUUUCAGAAGAUAUUACAUGGGUUCAAAAAUCAAGUUGGUGUGGAAAAUUGGAAACGAUUUUCAGAUCAAUUCCCACCACAACUUAAUGAACGACUCCAUAAUAUGUAUGGCGUUUGAGAAGCCCCGCCUAAAUGCGAAGGCCGCUUUAAGGGGAAGGCCAAAAGGGGUUGGGCGGGAAACAGAACAAUGGGUGUUCAGGGUGGGUGGGUGAAACCACGGCCUCUUCUCAUCAACAUCGUUGUCGUUACCGUGUUAUGGUCAUCGUCAGGCUCUCGGGGGAAUUAAUAUGCGUUAUUAGAGCUGCAAUCAGCAAGAGGUAUAAAUGAAAAAUCAAAGUGAGAAUGAAACGAAGAAAAUUGAGAACGACAAAAUAAAUGUCAUGGGCCGAAAUGUAACGCGUGG